AUGCCUCAUUGGGAACAUGCAGUCCAGCUUUUCCAGACAAACUCGUUAGACUCCCUCGUUCGAUACUUCGCUUCUUACCUCCCAACCGACCACAUUUGGCAUGCGACAUGUCAAGAUUCAGCCGGAGCAACCGCUCACGCUUUUCCCAUUUCUCCUUUAACGAAGAGACUUCACAAGCGCAGCAAAACGAAUGAGGCGGUUGACCCCGGAAGGCAGACCUUGGUGUUGUCAUCGUCGAUGGUGUUUGGCCGCCUAUCAGCGAAAGACGAACUACCGGCGUCGGACAAAGCCUUAGAAUCUACUUGCCUUGCUGCAUUGUCCUCAUUCUCAGAAACGGCCAUUAAGCAUAUUCGACCUCAUGAACACAGCGCCUACAUCAGCCAAGGGGUAGCUGCGUUGGCUGCUGGUGAAGGCACAUCGACCAUGUCAGAUUUCGACACAUUUACAAGAACUCAAGUUGUAUUGUCUCGUUGGGUUGACCUUGGAAGGAAGUAUUCAGAAGGUCAGAGAGAGCGUUGUGUCGAUUCACAAGUGAGCGCAUUCCCCGAGAUAUUAGCAUCUUUACCUUCAGAUUUAUCACUUUCAGUGUCUUUACGGAUUCCGGUCGCAUCAGAUGGCACUUUAAAAGUUUUUAAUGGCGUUACCACGGGAUUGAAGCGCAAACGUUAA
Fusarium graminearum PH-1 is the source of this 669-nucleotide messenger RNA. RefSeq lists its product as uncharacterized. Bases 1 to 669 code for a protein of 222 amino acids. The transcript has 2 exons. NCBI's taxonomy places the organism in Eukaryota, Fungi, Ascomycota, Sordariomycetes, Hypocreales, Nectriaceae. The record is from RefSeq and is a predicted model, not a curated record.